Cladocopium goreaui is the source of this 654-nucleotide messenger RNA. NCBI's taxonomy places the organism in Eukaryota, Dinophyceae, Suessiales, Symbiodiniaceae. The record is from the annotation of a GenBank genome assembly.
AUGUGGAAGCCCGUAUGCGUCACGACGCUGCUCCUUAAACCAGUGGCGCAGGAGCUGCCAGUGACAGAGAACGGAAUCAAUUGGAAAGCUUUGAUUCUGAGCCUUCCAACGCCCGAGAACACCGAGGUUUUGGGUUGUGGCAUACGUCGAGUUCUUUUCAAGCGUGCGGACUGCAUCUACGAUGGCAUCUACCGCUUUCAUGUGGAAAGGCGCGACUUGACACAAGCGAUGUUCCAAUUUCGGGAUGCGUAUGACGACCCAUAUCACCACUACAAGGACAAGUCGUUCAAAGACGACGUGGACACUGCUUUGCGGGCUGCAAUUCUCCCGCACUUAGUCCAAUUCAAGGAGCUCCAUUGCAAAGACAGCCAGAUGGAGUUGGUCAGUCACAUCUCUGGGACAGCUUUGCCAUGGGAGAAGGCUGUGGCCACAGGGAGGGGGACCAGAAGAACCAUACCACCACCACAGGUCCAGCAUUUUCCUGUCACCUUCAGAGUUCUUUUGGAUUCCUUUCUCAACGAGAAUCAGAUCGAGUUGGAAAACAUCAAGCUGGAAUACUGUGAAGAACACGGAUACAAGAUAAAGGAUGCAGAGCUCAAGGACAAAUGGCGGCUUUACCAUCGGAGUCAUGGGCAAUACCGCCGCUUUGCCUAG